Messenger RNA from Anthonomus grandis grandis, 2071 nucleotides. RefSeq lists its product as uncharacterized. The transcript has 7 exons. Lineage: Eukaryota; Metazoa; Arthropoda; Insecta; Coleoptera; Curculionidae. The coding region runs from base 281 to 1738 and encodes 485 amino acids. The record is from RefSeq and is a predicted model, not a curated record.
ACCUUGUCCGUAUUUACUAACCGGUUUGUUUACAUUUUUCCAUAUUAUCUUUUAUUUUAAUUUUAAAUGUCGCACAACGCAAAAUAGUGAAUAUUAUCACAAUAGACUUUAAAAAUUCAAACAAAAUACGUAUUUUUACGGUGAUAAGGUUGAUCGGCGUCUUGAUUUCCCCCUAGGGAGCAAAUAAUACGUGCGAAGACUUAUGGAGAACGAAAAAGUGAAAAGGAGCCCCACAUUUCAUCAAUCAUUUAUUAAUCCACUUUAAUCCAAUAGAAAUAAAAUGGGCGUAAUUGCAACCAGUUUUUUUUGGAUAGCUUUAGUUGCUCAAUUAAGUCAGAUUUAUGCUAAGGACACUUGUGCCAAUCAGGUUCUCACAGGCCCAACCGAUGAUGACCCAAACAUACAUUCGAAGCCACUCAACUCAAAAGAGUGCCAAAAAAUCACUUUUAGAGGCAGCGAUAAGCUUAAUACCAACCUGGGGUCGCUUCGACUAAAGGCCUUUAUUAAUACAGACAAUACAUACUCUUUAAGCAUAUCUUUUGCGGAUAUCAAAUGGAAAAGGGCAUACCUUUGGCUGUCUCAAGACCCAAACGAAGACUCUAGCAUCUGUAGAUCCUACUCCAUUGACAAUCCCGGGCAAUCUAAUAGUUUUACAACAUGUUUUAACUUGGAGUCAUCCAAUACCACUGAAUCAAAUUACAUUUUGGAUUUCUGGGCAGAGCUAAAUGCAGAUAGUUUUUAUAAAACCCUUGUGUUCAGACUACCUGCAAUUGAAACUUUUGGCAAUCAACUGUCCCUACCUCAAAGAUCAAUCUUCUCCAGUAUAGACUCUACUAGCAACUAUGAAAUAGUGCAAAAAAUCCAAACUUUACCUUCCACCUAUAAUGUGACGUACUAUAAAGUGGAGGUGUUCAAAGAAAAAGACAAUAAAGAGAUUUUACUGGACGUACGAAUGUUAAAACCCCAAGACGGUGACGAGUUGGCUUUCGAGUAUAUCACUUACAAUGAGGAGGGUUACUACUAUUUUAAAGUGAGUGCCAUCAGUGAGUCUUGCGGUGAGGAUCAGUGUCUCAAGAGUAUCACACCAAGAAUAUACAUAAAAAGGAAAUACCCCCCAUUGGUUAUAGGAAUAGUCGGGGCAAGUUUUCUUAUCCCUUGUGUGCUUUUUGUGCUUCACUUGCGCAGCAGACAUAAACAGAAAGAAGAAGAAAAAUCUGAACAAAAAGACUUGGUUUAUCUAGUCUACAGCCAGACCCCGGAAAAGCAUUAUGCCAUAGUAAAAACCUUAGAAAAGGCUCUAAAAACUUUGGGAGAAGUGCAAAUAAGCCCAAAAGUAACCGAGGCCAGCCAUAUAUUGUACAUAUGCGGUACGCACAUCUUCGAACCAGACCCUAUUACCCACAAAUAUCUCGUUAUAGAAGCCAACAAAGCGAUAUCCAAGGUGGAAAUCCUCAUCAUACAAUUUCCAUACUCCACAAAGGAAAUCCCUCCGUAUUUAAGGCGGUGCCUACGGUUUAACCUGAUGGAGGACUUCAGCAAGUUUAUCCAUUUGUUCAACUGUGAGGCCCAACUGGAAAAUAACCUGCAGUAUGAAGAGUUAAAAGGCAAAGUGCAGGAGGCCCAACUAAGAAACGAACCCAAGAAGAUUAUUCUUAAUAUGCCGAUUAUUAUUGUUACCGAGCAGUCUGAUAGCGAUAGUGAGGCCAGGGAGGCCGAUGGUUUGUUGAGCUGCAUGUAAGGAGAAAUGGAAAAAUUUAAGAUCUGCUUAUACCCGUCAUUUAAGGCAAAAACCACCAUCAGGAUCAUCAAGACACACAAAGAAAAAAUAUUAUUUAGCAGACUAUUUGGACUUUCUCCUGCCGUUCACUAAAUCUAGGCAACAAAAGGGUAGCAUUCCAUCUCCCAAAAAUAUAAUUGAAGAAACAAAUAAUAUUUCGACUCAAGAAGAAUCUUCGGAUAUUGAGCCUCCUGAAAUACAUAAAAAAAAUGAUCUAAAUAGGGAUGCAUUCGAAGAAUCCUCUACUAAUGAACCUUUAUUAGUCACUGAAAAAAACCCGAAAAAAUUACCUUA